This is a messenger RNA of Culicoides brevitarsis, 988 nucleotides long. RefSeq lists its product as uncharacterized. The transcript has 2 exons. The record is from RefSeq and is a predicted model, not a curated record. NCBI's taxonomy places the organism in Eukaryota, Metazoa, Arthropoda, Insecta, Diptera, Ceratopogonidae. Bases 105 to 863 code for a protein of 252 amino acids.
UACUUCCACACGAAAAUACUUUUUUUCUGUGAUUAUUCGGCUUCGAAUCGUCGUUGGAGUAAAAACUUUUUUUUUCUCGUCGCCAAAAGUUACUUCAAGGUCAAAUGUUGAGGCGAAAAAUCUCCUUGUCCCAGCCUCGUAGUUAUGGCAAGCAAUCUGAACCGAGUUUGGCAUUCAAAACAGAUGUCGGAGAUCGACGAUGGAAAGCUGUGAUGGGCGAAAUGACUUCUGAAAUUGUAUGUGAAGCACAAUCCGUGAAGGCUUUCACUCUCGAAAAAGGUCAAUUGUGUCGAAUUCGGUUAAUUGAAGGAUCACAAGUCGCUACUGUUAAUUUUUGGAAUGCUGACAACAAAAAAGAGCAUUUCUCGCAAGGUUUAACCCGAAUUUACAACUCGACUCAUCUCAAAGUCUUCGAUCAACUUUGGAGUGCCUUCCCUCACGUUCGACCAAUGGCAACGUUUGCCUUUGACACGAACAAAUCCUAUGGAAUUGAUGCUGAUCGUGCCGGAUUACACGAUGUUUUGCGCCCAAUUAGUGAGAAAAGGGUUUUUGAUGAAAUCACAAAGGUCGUUAAGGAUUACGGAUUGACGCUGAAUGACGUGCACGAUGGAUGGAAUGCAUUUUGUUGCAGCGGAUUGUCCGAUACUCAUGAAUAUUUCGAGAAAUCGAACACAACGAAGAAGGGAGAUUACGUUGAAUUUAUCGCAGAAAUGAAUUUAAUCGUGGCAGUGAGCACUUUUGUUUGUGCAACGUUCGAAACGAGCGAUGGGGAACGCGUUGGAGAGGAAUAUUUUCCCGUUCAGAUUGAAAUUUUUCAGGAAAGUGAGGAGAAGGAUGAGGAAAUUAAUGGAGAUGAUGAAUAAAUUUUUUGAGAGUUGAAAAUAAAAAUUAAUUUUUUUUUAUUUUUCAAUUUUCAAGGUUGAGAACCAUCCAAAAGUUUUUUUUCUAUAACUUUGGUUCAAUUUGGCUUUGAAAUCAAAUUUACAAU